Molecule: messenger RNA, 1613 nt
Organism: Siniperca chuatsi (mandarin fish)
Lineage: Eukaryota; Metazoa; Chordata; Actinopteri; Centrarchiformes; Sinipercidae
Exons: 3
Coding region: 462-1379 (305 amino acids)
Source: RefSeq, a predicted model, not a curated record
AACUGGCCUGAAGAAGGAAGCGCGCAAGUCUAUUUGAAAAGCCAAAGACGUGCUCAUAAAAUGCUAUUUCUCAUGUUCUGUCCGAAUGUUUCUGUGCUGUAUGUGUUGUAAGUAAGAUCGUCCCUGAUGAUCCAAAUAUGGAGUCAUUAGAGUCAUUAGCUAAGUAGCUGAAUUUGAAUGGAUGGGGUCGGCGCUCUUUGGGGCGCCUCAUUAUGCAGGCGCAUUAAAAGAAAGCAGUGGGGGGCAAAUUGGUGGUUAAGGGCACGAACAAAAAGAGGGGCAGGGACUGUGAGGAGGGUCAUGAUUCAAAUUCUAAGUGGUAAGAUGUCCCCAUUGUCAGUGGGGUAUAUAGCAGGCAGACCAAACUCUCCAUCCGGCGAGUUUGUGCGAGUUGGCACAACAGAGAAGCUGCCUGUUAUAACUCAGUGAAGAUCCAAAACCCAGGAAUUGGAAGAAUCACAAUGGCCUCCUGGCACUGCAAAUGGAUUGUUCUAUUUCUUCUCUCGAUAUUGACAAGUGACAUUGGAGUAUUUAGUCGCGCAGUAGACACGCUGGGAUUUCUGUCACAGUCGCCGAAAACUGCAGAUGACUCCUCCGGACCAACUUUACGCAUGGACGCGUUGAGACGGUGGAGGCGCGGGAUCGCGGAGACGAACCGGGAGCGGUGCGCAGAGCUGGCGGCGCCUUGGCUGGAAAACACACAGCAAGCUCCUGAGGAUAAUGCAACACUGUUGCAGCUCCGCGUUAGGCCCUUUUCCCCGGGAGCCUCCCAGGGCCUGGUGUUCCCAGGAAAAUCUCUUUUCAGCUUUGUCCGACGGGUUUACCACUGCUGUCAGGAGGGACUGAACUGCAGAAGCGUAAAAGGAAUUCAAGGUCGCUUGAGAGGAGAUACAGACGUGGAGUUUCUCCUCACCAGGGAGAUUUUAUCAUUGACAGUGAUGAGAGCCGAGCUUCACCUCCAACUUUCCAACCCACAACAUCUGGAUGUCCAUCCUGUGCUUUCUUCUAUGGCAAAGCGUGACCUUCCUACAAGGUACAGUUUGUGGUCACGGGGCAACACGAUGGAGCUGAGAGUGGAUCUGCUGUUCCUUUUCCAGAGUCUGCAGGAGGUAGCGGGUGGUGCCGGAGGGGGUCCCAGCUUGGUCAACAUGCGGCGGGUGGUGUUUUCUUCCAGGGGGGAUCCACCAAGAGAAAAGCCCACUUCAGGAGCUCUGCAGGACACUGAUGGUGAUGUGUGGGGGGAUGGGGUCGCUAACACGCUGCCUGUUCUGGAGCUGGGCUUGGUCCUGGGAUGCAGUCAGGCUGGAUCAGGAGUGUCCUGUGGAACUGGCGGUGUUCACCUCUCACACACACCUUUCAUGGCUCUGUACUACAGAUGAAGUCAAACUGAGACUGGACUUCUGCACGGAAACAUUUAAUCUCUUGACUCACUCUUUUCUAACUGAAGAGACAGUCGUCUCAAAGCUUACAAGGAAAUGAUGCACUUCAAUGUCAAAACUAUUAAUUUAUCAGUUUUUUUUUGUAAAAAUAUAUAUACAUAUGUAAAUAGCAAAUAUGAUAUACUGUAACUUUAUGGAGUCAUUCUUUGGUUAUUAAAGCUCAAUCUAACAAUG